This is a messenger RNA of Colletotrichum higginsianum IMI 349063, 1962 nucleotides long. RefSeq names its product Ankyrin repeat protein nuc-2. Bases 1 to 1962 code for a protein of 653 amino acids. The transcript has 2 exons. Gene Ontology annotation, molecular function: protein binding; aspartic-type endopeptidase activity; glycerophosphocholine phosphodiesterase activity. Gene Ontology annotation, biological process: glycerophospholipid catabolic process; proteolysis. Lineage: Eukaryota; Fungi; Ascomycota; Sordariomycetes; Glomerellales; Glomerellaceae. The record is from RefSeq and is a predicted model, not a curated record.
AUGGAUCUGAUCGACCACGACAACUUCACACCACUAGUACACUCGAUAAUACACGGUCACCUGCAGUGCGUUGAGCGGUUACUGGCAAAGUCCGCUCGUAUUGACCCGGUGUCGGACGCAGACCAUGUGCCGCUGAAUCUUGCGUGCGAGCACGGGUCGCUGGCAAUCGUCGAGAUGCUGCUACAGCAUGGCGCACAGAUCGUUCCUGACGCCGAGGGGCUCUACCCUCAGCACCUUGUGGCUCGGUCCGGCCAGAUGCCAGAGCUCCUGUUGCUGCUUAAGAACUUUGGCGCAGAUCUCGACCAGAUCGACAAGUUGUACGGAUGGACGCCCCUGGUCCACGCCGCGAGCGAAGGCAACGUCCCUUGCCUCCAGGCCCUGCUGGAUGUCGGAGCGGACCCGAACAUAGUUGACGAGAAGGACCUCCCGGCGAUGUACUACGCAGCGUGGGAGGGCCACCUGGAGUGCAUGCAACUACUAGCUCCUUUCAACGCGAGGACCAAAGCAAGCCCCAUGAUUCUGCAGCCCGGACUGGGGCCGAUGAUGGCCAGCAGUGGACCCGACCCGAUGGCUCUCGAUCCGGACGCCAUCCCCGAGCUCGAGCUGCCGCCGCCCAUAAUACCGCUGCGCCGCUACGGGCACAAUUUCCUCGACACCAAGACUGUCAUCCAGAUCAGCUUCGAGGAGAACGGAGACCAGCCCCUAGUGUUCUUCCACGACGGAAAGUACCCGGCUGCCCGCCUCACGAUCUCGUCCAAGGUUUCCGACCUCAUCCCGAAGAACAUCAUGCUGCCUUUCCAAGAAGACACCCGUAUUGUUUCGUUCCAGAUCGACAAUCUCGAAUCUUUCACCCUGGACUUUGACGUUUUCCCGACCUACGGCGCAAAGAUCAUCGCCAAAACGGUGGCCCUGCCCAACACGUUCAAGGCGCUGCUCAGCAGCUCCGGCAAAUGCUGUCUACCCCUGUUCGACCCGAGGUUACGCGCAAUCGGCCAGAUAAGCUUCCACACGCAGGUCAUCAAGCCCUUCAACGGCAAGCCGCUCGAGAUCACGGACUUUGAGACGUAUUGGAAGGCCACGAGCCAGUUCGACCGCAGCCCCAGCACGUUCGUGACGGGGUCAAGUCUGUCUGGCGACUUUGUCCGCCUCUUCGUCCAGCACACCAGCGAUGGCGUGCCCGUGCUGUGGCCGAGGUGGACGAUACCGUGCGGGGGUAUCGACCUGCCCAUUUCCCGGCUGACGAUGGAGCAGUUCAACACCAUCACGUGCAAGAGCCCGAGUCGCGCCGAGCUGUCGUCGUUGCGUUCGAGACCCCUGGAUGACAUCGCCGACGUCCAUCGCGUCUUGGCGACGGCGGGCAUUCCCCUCGACGAGGCGUUGGCGCUGCUGCCGCACGGCAUGCACGUCAACAUCCAGAUUCUCUACCCGUCGCUGGAAGAGGAACGCGCCAUCGGCCUCGGCCCGUCACUGGACCUCAACACCUUUGUCGACUCCCUUCUGACCAUUGUCUUUGACCACGCCCGCGCGCAGAGGGCGCAGUCCCUCGAGUCGGUCCGCUCCGUCGUCUUCAGCUCGUACAACCCGAGCAUGUGCACGGCGAUCAACUGGAAGCAGCCCAACUUCCCCGUCUUCCUCUGCAACGACCUCGGCCGGGAGGAUGUCAUGGCGCCCCCGGACGUGAUCCAGAGCCACGGCCGUAGGUCUGCCUCGAUCAAGGAGGUGGUCAGGAUUGCGCAGGGCAACAAUUUUAUGGGAUUAAUCUGCUGUUCACGCCUACUCGACAUGGUCCCCGCCCUGGUGGACGCAAUCAAGUCAAACGGCCUCGCCCUUGUCACGGACAAGUCGCUGGAGCCUUCGUCGACGAAUUCUCUGACAGAUCCGUUUCCGCGGUUGCCCAAGGGGGUGGACGGCGUUCUAAAAAGUCACGGUGUUUUGCGCUUCAAUGAAUCCAUAGACGUGUAG